CUUUCUUAUUAAUGCUCUUGCCGGAUGGUUUUCGUGCCUUUUCCUUUGGGUCUCUGUGACCUAUGAAUUCAAAGCUUGUUCCCCAUCAUCUUUUGUUUGUUUAGAGUGGAGAUUCCAGAGGCAGAGUAGACAUGGAUCUUGAUCUAUCUCCCAAGUUGGCUCAGAAACUCUACGGUGGUGAUGGUGGAUCUUACUUCACUUGGUCCUCUUCUGAUCUUCCAAUGCUUCGUGAAGCCAACAUUGGAGCAGCCAAGCUCGCUCUUCAGAAAGAUGGUUUCGCCAUCCCUCGUUAUUCUGAUUCUUCAAAGGUCGCUUAUGUUCUUCAAGGCAAUGGUAUCGCAGGAAUUGUGCUUCCUGAAGCUGAGGAGAAGGUGAUCACAAUCAAGGAGGGUGACGCGCUCGCUCUCCCAUUCGGUGUUGUGACCUGGUGGUACAACAACCAGGACACUGAACUCGUUGUUCUGUUCCUCGGCGAUACCUCCAAAGGUCACAAAGUGGGUGAAUUCACCGAGUUCUAUCUGACUGGAUCGAAUGGAAUCUUCACUGGGUUUUCCUCCGAGCUUGUGAGCAGAGCAUGGGACUUGGAGGAAGAUAUGGUAAAGGCCCUCGUUGGGAGCCAAUCCGGCAGCGGCAUCGUGAAGUUGAAGGAAGGCGUGAGCUUGCCAGAGCCCAAGGAGGAGGACAGAGAUGGGUUGGUUCUUAACUGUUUGGAGGCUCCAUUGGAUGUUGACAUCAAGAAUGGUGGUCGUGUUGUGGUCUUGAACACUAAGAAUUUGCCUUUGGUAGGAGAGGUUGGACUUGGUGCAGAUCUUGUAAGGAUUGAUAGACAUUCUAUGUGUUCCCCUGGUUUCUCUUGCGACGCUGCCUUUCAGGUGACGUACGUGGUGAGGGGGAGUGGCCGUGUUCAGGUCGUCGGUGUUGAUGGUCGCCGUGUUCUUGAGACCACUCUCAAGGCUGGUUACUUGUUUAUUGUUCCGAGGUUCUUCGUGGUCUCAAAGAUUGCCGAUGAUGAUGGCAUGGAGUGGUUCUCCAUUAUCACCACUCCUAAUCCCAUAUUCACCCAUAUGGCUGGGAGUACUUCUGUGUGGAAAGCUUUGUCUCCUAAAGUGCUUGAGGCUUCUUUCAAUGUUGAUCCAGAGUUAGAGAAUCUAUUCCGGUCGAAGAGGACUGCAGAUGCCAUCUUCUUCCCCCCUCCAAAUUAAGGAACUGGAUCUCGAUGUUUCUAUCUUCUAUAGUUUUACUACCUUCUUCAAUAAUGUAGGCCGCUCUGUAAGGCUUCUUUCAAUGUUGAUCUAGAGUAGAGAAUCUGAUUGUUGUAUAUUUGGCUAUAAUCCAGAGCAAGGUUUGAGAA
Macadamia integrifolia is the source of this 1351-nucleotide messenger RNA. RefSeq names its product glutelin type-D 1-like. The record is from RefSeq and is a predicted model, not a curated record. Gene Ontology annotation, molecular function: nutrient reservoir activity. The transcript is spliced from 3 exons. NCBI's taxonomy places the organism in Eukaryota, Viridiplantae, Streptophyta, Magnoliopsida, Proteales, Proteaceae. Bases 132 to 1202 code for a protein of 356 amino acids.